Molecule: messenger RNA, 343 nt
Organism: Racocetra persica
Lineage: Eukaryota; Fungi; Glomeromycota; Glomeromycetes; Diversisporales; Gigasporaceae
Source: the annotation of a GenBank genome assembly
AUAUCUUCUCCCACUUCUACCUCUACUACGGCGACGGAGGACUCUCCCACACUGGCUCAUGUGGUCAAAAGAUGGAAAACAAAAGAGCUCAUUGAGUUCUUACGAAAGGAGGAAGACUUAAACCUUAGCGAAAAAGCUAUUAAAAUUUUAGAACAAGAGGAGAUUGAUGGCCGUGACUUUCUCAAGACAAGCGAAGAAAAGCUUCGCAGUUAUGGAAUGCCAGGUGGACCUGCGUCAAGGCUUUCUGACUUCGCUAAGGACCUUAAUAAACGAAAGUUAAGAGCGUAUUCAUCAUACAAAAGUCUUAAAGAAGUGUUGAGAAAAUUCGGACUAGAUAGUGAUG